AUGGGUGGCAACGAAAUCAUUGAAGAAGUGACACCUAUGGGCGGCGGCAAUAUAGUUGUUGGUGGCCAAGGCGGCAGCAUUGACGGCAUAUUAACAUCUGUGGGCGGCAAAAUUAUAGAGGUAGGCGAGGGUAUUUAA
Molecule: messenger RNA, 138 nt
Organism: Anisakis simplex (herring worm)
Lineage: Eukaryota; Metazoa; Nematoda; Chromadorea; Rhabditida; Anisakidae
Source: the annotation of a GenBank genome assembly